AUUACAACAGCUAUAGAUAGAGUGUAACGGUGAGCGAAGCAAGCUGUUAGCUGGGAAGAACAGACAUCGAGAUGGCCACUGCUGGGAAAGUGAUUAAAUGCAAGGCAGCUAUAGCCUGGGGGCCCAAGCAACCCCUCACCAUCGAGGACAUUGAAGUUGCUCCACCAAAGGCUCAUGAAGUUCGUGUAAAGAUUGUGGCAACCGGCAUUUGUCGUUCUGAUGACCAUGUUCUAAGUGGAGCAAUAAGUGACAUGAAGUUCCCAGCAAUUCUGGGGCAUGAAGGUGCUGGUAUAGUGGAAAGUGUGGGAGAGGGAGUGAAAAAUAUAAAACCAGGAGACAAAGUUAUCCCACUUUUUGUUCCACAAUGUGGAGAAUGCAGGUCCUGCACUAAUUCGAGGAGCAACCUAUGUGACAAACAUGAUAUUGGACCAUACAUUGGACUCUUGUUGGACAAAACCAGUAGAAUUACAUGCAACGGGAAACCAGUUUACAAUUUCUUAAGCACCAGCACCUUUACCGAAUACACUGUAUUGGAUGAAAUAUGUGUGGCUAAGAUUGAUGACAAUGCUCCUCUCGAUAAAGUGUGCUUGAUCGGUUGUGGAUUUUCUACCGGUUACGGCUCUGCUGUGAAAACUGCUAAGGUUGAACCAGGAUCCUCAUGUGCUGUGUUUGGCCUGGGUGGUGUUGGUCUGUCUGUGCUUAUUGGAUGUAAAGUAGCAGGUGCUGCGAAAAUCAUUGGAGUGGAUACAAACCCUGAUAAGUUUGCCAAGGCGAAGGAAUUAGGAGCCACUGAAUGCAUCAACCCAAAUGAUUACAAGGAACCUAUCCACGAAGUGCUGGCAAAGAUGUCUGAUGGGGGACUAGACUAUACCUUUGAAUGCAUCGGAAACACCAAAGUCAUGGUCAAAAAAUGUGGCUACGCGCUCUAUCUUUGUGCCUUACUCAAACGAAGCACCCUGACACCCCUAUAUGGAACAACCAUUUACUCAAAGAAUUCCACAACAUAGAAUCCGCAGGGCCAUGGUCUAGCAAAGGAAUAUCGACUAUUGCUCACAUUAUUUCUGACAAUUCGCUCAAGCCGUUUGUCGUACUCCAACAGGAGUUCGGAAUUUCGGAAUCUUCCUGGUUACUGUAUGAGCAGGUUAAACACGCAUUCCUUGCUGAUCCCUUUAAGUUGGGUAAACCCCCCUUUUGUAGAAUAUUAGAGUUGCUAGACAACCAACACUUAAUUUCCAACUUAUACGACGUGCUGAGAUUUUGUAAACAUGAUAGACUUAGUCCCAAUCUACUUGCUAUCUGGCAGCAAGAUAUUCCCACAUUGACAGCCGAGGAAUGGCAGGAUGCUCUGGAAGCCCCUAGAUUUGUCUCGCCAAAUGCUGAUCAUAAAAUGAUUCAGAGAUACAUAAUUCAUAGAGCCUACUUCACACCGGUGCGGCUGAACAGAAUGAAUACACAGCAUCCACCAACUUGCACCCGGUGCAGGGUAAAUACCGGCUCUUUUAUACACAUGUUGUGGGAAUGCCCCAGCCUGACUCUUUAUUGGCGUGAGGUUUUCAAUACUAUUUCGAAUGCAGUAUCAGUGGAAAUACGGCCCACCCCAGCACUGGCUAUACUAAACAUAGGCGAAAGCUUCCAAUACAACAAAUAUCAAUUGAUUACAAUUAGGCAAAGUCUUUUCCAGGCCCGCAGACAAAUAACUAUGGGAUGGAAAAGUCCAGAGGCCCCGACUCACAAAGGUUGGUUGGAACAAAUGAAGCUCUAUAUUGAUAGGAUGCACUAUUUAUUCACCAAAAGAGCCUCCUCUGAAAAAUUUGACUUAAUAUGGGGAAACUGGCCCCCUUCCUAGUAGUUAUGUAGACACGAAGAGGCUCUUUACUCUCUAAAACCCCCAAUGUGAGAGGUUCCGUAUCACAGACUCCCAUUUUAUUUGAUUGAUGAUGUUUUAUUUUGUUGUAUCUGUUUCACACGUUAUAUGAACAAUAUCAGUGUGACAUGCGAUUGACAACAGGCUAAAUUAGUUUCGCAAACUGAAGGUACCUUACAAAGUGUGUAAUACCAUAAAUACAAUGUUGGUAUGUACUACUGUAUGUCAUGUUCAAUCUUUGCAAUAAAGGUUAUGAUGUUAA
This is a messenger RNA of Xenopus laevis (African clawed frog), 2126 nucleotides long. Its product is annotated as MGC83376 protein. The coding region runs from base 72 to 1007 and encodes 311 amino acids. The record is from RefSeq and is a predicted model, not a curated record. The transcript has 7 exons. Lineage: Eukaryota; Metazoa; Chordata; Amphibia; Anura; Pipidae.